CGCGCCUGGGCGGGAGCUGCUGGAAGCGGAGGCCGCGAGUGGGGGCCUAGCGGAGUGGAGGGGUAACAAGAUGGCGGCAGAGACGGUGGAGCUGCAUAAACUGAAGCUUGCUGAACUAAAGCAGGAAUGUCUUGCUCGUGGUUUGGAGACCAAGGGAAUAAAACAAGAUCUCAUCAACAGGCUCCAGGCCUAUCUUGAAGAGCAUGCUGAAGAGGAGGCAAAUGAAGAAGACGUACUAGGAGAUGAAACAGAGGAAGAAGAACCAAAGCCCAUAGAACUGCCUGUUAAAGAGGAAGAACCCCCUGAAAAAACUGUUGAUGUGGCAGCAGAAAAGAAAGUGGUAAAAAUUACAUCUGAAAUACCACAGACUGAGAGAAUGCAGAAGAGAGCUGAAAGAUUCAAUGUACCUGUGAGUUUGGAGAGUAAGAAAGCUGCCCGGGCAGCUAGAUUUGGAAUUUCUUCAGUUCCCUCAAAAGGCCUGUCAUCUGACACCAAGCCUAUGGUUAACCUGGACAAGCUAAAGGAAAGAGCUCAAAGAUUUGGUUUGAAUGUCUCUUCAAUCUCCAGAAAGUCUGAAGAUGACGAGAAGCUGAAAAAGAGGAAGGAGCGAUUUGGAAUUGUCACAAGUUCAGCUGGAACAGGAACCACAGAGGAUACCGAGGCAAAGAAGAGGAAAAGAGCAGAGCGCUUUGGGAUUGCCUGAUGAGAAACUCUUAAUGCUUUCUGUUCUUCAGUGGUUUCCAUCUCUGACUCUUCUUGGUCACAUAUGUACCUAAAUACCCAGUCAUGUGCCUAGGUGCUGCCUCACAAUGAGAGAGCAUGUACCCCAGGUACAUCCGAGAACUAAGUAGCAGUUUGACUUACUGCUGUUCCAACUUUAAGAUUGUUGUUGUUGUGUUUUGUUUUUUUAAUUAUUAUUUUGCUUGUUAAUAAAAAUCAUUAGAAAAGAGAACAAUGUGUUUUAUUAGGUACUGCUUUGAGUUCUUAGAGCCAGAUUCAAUCAGAUAUGGGGAUCUUCAGGGACAGAUAUAGGGAAUUAGCCAUAAUGCUUUUACCCAUUAGAAAAAAGGUUAAGGAAAAGAAUUGAGUCCAUCAAUAUAUUCAGAGAGGAAGGGAGAGGAGAGAGAGAUAGGAACAUCAGUGAUGAGAGAGAAUCAUUGAUUGGCUGCCCCCCUGCACGUCCCUACUGGGGACCAAGCCUGCAUCUGGGGCAUAUGUCCUGACUGGGAAUUGAACCAUGAUCUCCUGUUUCAUAGGUCAACACUUAACCACUGAGCCAUACCGCUGGGUUGAGUCCAUCCCUUUAUGCCUAUUUAUAUUCUCUCAUGUUCACAGGCAUCCUUUUACCUCUUUAUCCUUCAUGAAGAGGCCAAGUUUUACCCUGAGUCUUUGCUUCUCCAGGUUCAUGUGACCCAUUGGGGUGAAAUAGGGAGAGUACCAUGGGUUUUAGGAGGUGCAGAGGAUGUAAAAUACAAGGGCUAAUGAUUGGUAGUCUCAUAGAAUGGAGUCCAGAAGGGUCUUAUUUUCAAAAGUGAUCUGGUGUGAUACUGUCUGGUUUCAACCAAAGCCAAUAUAUGGGACCCUGUUGGUAGGCAGUUCAGGAAAGGAAAUGGGCUGGGUACCCCUCAGAGCUAGAAGAAAGUGUAGGGAAUCAAAGCAUGACAGGAUGUCAGAGGUGUUAAGCAUUAUUGCCUAGAUCAUUGGGCACAUAAGCAGUGGACAGGAGGCUUCUACUUUCUAAUCAAACCCUGUGCUAGUUUGUCUUCUGUUGCAGACGUAUACUAUUGCAGCUUUGGCAGUAACAUUUCUUAAAUAUUAUUAAAAUCCAUUGUACUUGCUGGGCCUCCUACUUAGAAAGGUUUGGCUCUCCCUAAGCAGGCUGCUUGUUUGCAUUUGGUUUCACAUAGAUUGAGAUCUAUUUAAUCUUUUCUGAUGUGUUGGUAUAAGGUUUCUCCUCUUAAUCUUUAUUUCUGGACCUACAUAAGGUUGGUUUUUGUUUGUUUGGUAAUAAAACUUAAGAGCUUGACACCUUA
Eptesicus fuscus (big brown bat) is the source of this 2033-nucleotide messenger RNA. RefSeq names its product SAP domain containing ribonucleoprotein (gene SARNP). Lineage: Eukaryota; Metazoa; Chordata; Mammalia; Chiroptera; Vespertilionidae. The coding region runs from base 71 to 703 and encodes 210 amino acids. Gene Ontology annotation, cellular component: nucleus. The record is from RefSeq and is a predicted model, not a curated record. The transcript is spliced from 11 exons. Gene Ontology annotation, biological process: poly(A)+ mRNA export from nucleus.